AUGUCCUCGUCGCGCCCCAACUCCAAAUACUACGGCCAUGAGCGCGUCCCCAGCUCCUCUCGUUCCCGCGUGACCUCGAACUCGAACCCGACCCGCGACCAAGCAUCGCAUUCCAACUCGCACUCCCAUUCGCGCUCGCAGUCCACAGGCAAGCCUGCCGAUCGCCGCAUUGAGCGCAACAACGUCCUCACUCGCGAAUCCAUUACCGUGAAGCGCGCCCCGGGGAAGAACACCGAGAGCCGCUCCCAGUCUCGGAAGAGUAGGGAUGAUGUCCGCCAGGGCAAGCCGAGCGCUGCUAGCACCCCAACUUCCGCCGAACCUAAGAAGGAAGAGCGAGAACCCUGGAGGCCACAGGCAUCGCUUAUCCCACACACUACCGCUCCGCUCGCGUCGCGCAUAUCCACUCCCCAAGCCGCCUCAUUAGCCCCCGUUGACCUGCAACCACAGCCACUGUCCGAGCUUCCCGUCGACGAACAAGAAUCUGCCUUGAUAGACGACCUGAUGUUCGUCUUCAUGGGCUUUGAGGGGCAGUACAUCCGAUACGUCGCUACAUACAAUCCUUCCGAGGAGAAGAGCCGCCUCGUGGGCCCUUCGUUCAGAAUAGCCCCCGGCCUCGAUCCUAGCUUGCGCGAUCUGACAACGUCAAUGCUGAAAAUGGCAACACACUAUUCGGCCCUUGAGGCUUUCGUCGAGGUCCAGAGCAGGGACGAGUACGGCUCGGUCAACCAUGCGCUGUGUGCAGUCGUCCGGAAGCUGCUGAGGGAUUAUCUGGUGCUCAUGGCUCAGUUGGAGCACCAGAUGCUCACCAGCCCGACUUUCACUCUCCAUAUCCUAAAUCUACACACCAAACCAACCAGCCAUAUGAUGUUCCAGUUAUACACGGUGGGCAUUGAGGUUUUGAAAGCGAAUGCUCUCCUCGACGACGAGAACGACGACGAUCUCGAUGAGACGGAGAAUCUAGAAGAUAUCCUCGAAUCUCUUCGGGAGGGAGGAAACAUUGCGCAGGGAUCAAUAGGAAGCAAGAAGGUUUGCAAGGGUGGAAGCGUGCUGGGCUUAAUAUCAAAACGCUUGGCCUCAAUGUCCGGAGACCCUGCCGCAAGAGCACUGCUCACAGCAUUACUACGCGAAGCAAGUCGCCCGUACAUGACAAUGCUCAACGAAUGGCUACACCAUGGAUCAAUCAAGGACCCCCACGCCGAGUUCCUCAUCAAAGAACAAAAAAGCAUCAAGCGCGAAAGGCUUGAUCAGGACUACACGGAUGAGUACUGGGAGAAGCGCUACACGAUCCGGGAAAGCCUUGUUCCCCCACAGCUGGAAGGUGUAAAGGACAAGGUCCUGCUCGCAGGCAAAUAUCUGAAUGUGGUGCGGGAGUGCGGUGGUGUCGAUGUUAGCAAAAGGGUGCAAGAUGUACCGAUAACCUUCGAUGACCCGCGCUUCCUUGAGAACGUUAACAGCGCCUACGCCUACGCAAAUUCAUCUCUGCUCCACCUGCUCCUCACAACGCACGCACUGCCAGCCCGCCUUCGCUCUCUCAAACACUACUUCUUCCUCGACCGAUCCGACUUUUUCUCUUACUUCCUCGAACUUGGCACUUCAGAACUCAAGAAACCAGCCAAAAUCGUCAACAUUGGCAAACUCCAAUCGCUGUUGGAUAUCGUCCUGCGCCAGCCUGGUAGUGUAGCAGCGGAGGAUCCCUACAAGGAGGAUGUCAAAGUCCAAAUGAACGAGAUUGGCUUGACAAACUGGCUGAUGAAGAUCGUUACGGUGACUGGGUUGGACCAAGAUGCCGCAACGGGCAGCUUCUCAAACUACGUCCCCACAGCGCAAAGCACAACCAUAACUGAUGACAAAGACAUUACUGGUUUCGACGCGUUGGUCCUCGACUACGCCAUGCCGUUUCCCCUGUCCCUUGUCGUUAGCCGCGUCACCCUGACGCGAUAUCAACUUCUCUUCCGCUACCUCCUGUCACUGCGCCACCUUGAGACGUUACUUGUCGGCAGUUGGUCAGAGCACACCAAGGUGCGUAGCUGGAAGCACCGGUCAUCGAAUCCAAAGAUCGAGAUGUGGAAGCGUAAGGCAUUCACGUUGCGCGCGCGCAUGCUGGUCUUUGUCCAACAGCUACUGUACUACAGCACAGCCGAAGUCAUUGAGCCAAACUGGUCAAGCAUGAUGUCGCGGCUCAACGCCGUCAGCAAGGGCGAUGCAGCAGAAAACGCAGAAGUCGUCCAAUCGACAGAAUCAAUAGAUCCCACAGCGACAGCAGCAGUAGCAGAUGGGAGCGGUGACCCACUUGGCGGACCGCAGGUUAAACGGACAGUAGACGAGCUGAUGCAGGACCAUGUUGACUUCUUGGCUACAUGCUUGAAGGAGUGCAUGCUCACCAAUGCAAAGCUCCUGAAGAUCAACUCCAAAAUCCUCAACACCUGCACCAUGUUCGCCAACUACACGUCCUCGCUCUCGCGCUAUCUCAUCUCGGCCGACGCCGACCUCGCGACGGCCGGCUCAAACAACCCGUCCGCCUCGACGGGCAGCACCGGCGACAAGGGAUCGUCGGCUCGCUCCUCCACCUUCGACCCGAGCAAGCUCGGCAAGAUGAUCGAUCUGCUGCAGAAGUACGAGGACAACUUCACCAAGCAUCUGCGCAUCCUACUGGACACGCUCAACUACUACGCCGCGACGGAGACGGUGGUUUUCUUGAGCUUGUGCGCGAGGUUGAGCGCGGCGAGCGAGGGGUUGGGGUUGGGGGUUAAUGCCAAGGGGGAGACGGUUUACUGA
Messenger RNA from Diplodia corticola, 2775 nucleotides. Its product is annotated as spindle pole body component alp4. The transcript is spliced from 3 exons. Gene Ontology annotation, biological process: meiotic cell cycle; spindle assembly; cytoplasmic microtubule organization. NCBI's taxonomy places the organism in Eukaryota, Fungi, Ascomycota, Dothideomycetes, Botryosphaeriales, Botryosphaeriaceae. Gene Ontology annotation, cellular component: spindle pole; centrosome; gamma-tubulin small complex. The coding region runs from base 1 to 2775 and encodes 924 amino acids. Gene Ontology annotation, molecular function: gamma-tubulin binding; microtubule minus-end binding. The record is from RefSeq and is a predicted model, not a curated record.